AUGGCAAACUCUGAUCCUGGAUUUGACGUGACAAGAAAAAAGAAAGCACAACAAAUACUUGAUAACAGGAAAACCAAUAAACACAACACUUCACAUCAAACACCCAAAUUAGCGGGCGUUAUAUACUACUCUUCAAACACUGCUAUCAUCCGCCAAUGUGCGGAGGUUUGCCCUUCUGGGUUUGCCACACAAAAAAUGGUUUUCAUUAACGGAGUUAAAUAUGCUUGUGUGACGUGCAUAAAAGGACAUCGCUCCACUGCAUGUCACCACUCCGAUCGUCCCUUACAAGCAAUAAAACGUAAAGGUCGACCUAUAACACAAUGUGCUCAUUGCCGUGAACUUCGCAAAACGCAAAAAUUAGUUAAUGGAGGCUUGGGACAACAGUUUAAAAUAAUAGAAUUUAAUCAACAGCCACGACUACCAGCACAUCUUCAAAGUCAAAAUCAACAACAAAACUGUGAGGAUAAACAUUCUGUUGAAGCUCUUCUUAAUCCGUGUCAAUGCACAACAGGAGCCAAGUGCAUCUGUUGCCGACCAGUCGAGCAAGAAAUAAACGAAAUCAAUAUUUCCGUGGCAAAUAAUAUUUUGGACAACAACAAUAUUAAUAUUAAUUCAACUUCUACAACCCCUACGACCUCCGAUUUUUCUUUUUCUUCAACGGAUCAUCCAAUAAUGUAUAACCAAUUAGAUAAUUUUAAUAGAUUUUUUGCGACAACUGCUACUCCUCCGUCAAAUUCAACAACGCCUAUAACAGCGACAGCAACAACUGAUAUCACUGGAUCACCAUCUGUAGGCGAUCCUAUGUCUCUUAAUAGAUCAAAUAUCGGUCCUCUUGCCGGAGAAAUAAUAGGACAGAAUGCAAUAACCGUUGCUCAAUUUCCAGCACCAUCACCAUUUUGCGCCUCCACGUCUCAGCAGAUUAAUUCUCGAUUCUACAGUCCGAAAGUUACCGAUCAUAAUAAUAUUUCAUGGAACAGUGGCGGCUAUUUAAGUGAUGGUAGUGUAACGUCAUUAUCAGCGUUAUCGGAGUCAACAAUGUCCUAUCAACCGCGUAAUUUCUAUAAGCAUCGACGGAUUGCAUCUUAUCCGAGUUUAUCAUAUCCAUUACCGAAACUGGAAACGCAAAAUACUGUUGGUGGUGGUAUCGAUCUUGGCAGUGGUGGUUCUAUUAUUUCUGACGAACCACGAAAUUAUAAUUCAUAUCAUGACGAGAACGAGAAAUCAAUGACCGAUGAGAGUGGAGUUCUUGGCGAACAAUUUUGCCAUAGCUCUCCUAAUGAACUAGUUGAUAUGAUUUAUAGUUCUUUUCAGAAUAGUAAAUCAUCAUUACUAAAUGGAAGUUGUUGUGGUUCUGCGUCUGCUCCCUCUUUGUCAUUAUCAACUACAACUGCUGUAUCAGGUUCCGCCACUUCAUCUUCUAUAUGUCGAUGUGGUGCAAAUUGUAAAUGUCAAGGUUGUCAGACUCAUCCGAGAGGAAAGGACGCAGCUGUAGGAAAUAUUGACAGAGGAGUUCAAAUUGCACCAAACUUUCAAUCGCAAGUAAUAGAUUCACGAAAUGUCAAUAUGAAUAUGAGUAUUAAUGGCGGAGAUGAUGUAAGUUGCGGAGGAGGUAAUGGAAUGGGAAAUUGUUGUUCGUCUAGUUCACAAUCACUCCUUCAACCUAAACACACGAUCAUCGCUGAUGAGGACGGCGUAUUAUUAUGUGGUUGUGGAUGUCGUAAACCAAAUACUGAUUGUUCGGAUUGUAUAAAAAAUUUAUGCGAGGGUAUCUAUUUAAUUUUAUUAUAA
Molecule: messenger RNA, 1788 nt
Organism: Ambispora leptoticha
Lineage: Eukaryota; Fungi; Glomeromycota; Glomeromycetes; Archaeosporales; Ambisporaceae
Source: the annotation of a GenBank genome assembly